GCUAGCUGACCUGACUGAAGACUGAUAGUCAAUCUGUGUUGCAGCGGAGCUUUGAAAUCAGAAGAAACAGCUGCUAUUGAUCACCAAUAAAUAUGAUGGAGGAUUUCUCUGGUUUGGCCCUGCCUCCUCUGUUUGGAGGACACAUCCUGGAGGCAGAGCUGGAGCCAGGCGGUGUGGAGCUGGGACCUGGAGAGGUUGAACUGGGCCCAGGAGGCAACGAACUGCUGGAGAGUACAACACAGGAGGAUGAAGAGAGAAGAGUUCUUGAUAAGAGGAAAUAUCUGGCUCUGAGUAGAAGAUGCAAAGAGAUUGAACAGGUGAAUCAGAAGAUCCUCGGUCGCCUUCACCAAGUACAAAGAAUUACACGACGCUUGAAGAAAGAGAGACGGUUCCUCAUGAAGACUCUUGAUGCACAUGGGGACGACUACAGAAACGCACAGCUCACCAUCCUGCUUGAGGAUGAGCCUGGAGCCCAUUUAGAUCCUGCUGCUGGAGCAGAGGACGACCGGCUCAACGGCGUAUCUGGUUCCACCUCAUCUGCAGCUUUGCAUCAUGCUGCCGGGCCAAAGAAGAGGAGGCAUCGAAUACCAAGGCAAGAAAAGGAUAAAGACCAACAGACUGAACCAGACAUGUCAGUGUUGGCAGAGACACAAUUUGGAGAAAUGCCAAGCCCAACCUCUCUGUCUCACUGACCAUUGCUCAUCCCUGGAUAUGAUGAAAUAUAAAGGAGUGUCCAGUUGUUUUAACUGUUCAGUGAAUAUGCUGCCUCUGUUCAGCCGGGGUUUGCACUGUAUGAAGUUUUACUCGACCAAUGUGAACACAUUGAAUUCAUGUAAAAUGAGAUACUAGUUACCUGGUACAUACAUAUAGUAUAUUGUGUAUAUAUUCUGCUGUUUUGAUAUUUUGUACUGAGAGUUGAUGACAUCACAUAAUUAUGAUUAGUAGCAAACUAUGACAACUUUGUUUGAUAAAGACUUGGCAGCCCAGAUGCACUGAUAAUAUGGUAGCAAACUUGUGUUAUGAACGGCUUUCAUCACAAUACAUUCCUGGAUAUUUUUCAUGA
Molecule: messenger RNA, 1063 nt
Organism: Thunnus maccoyii (southern bluefin tuna)
Lineage: Eukaryota; Metazoa; Chordata; Actinopteri; Scombriformes; Scombridae
Gene: tfpt
Product: TCF3 (E2A) fusion partner
Exons: 7
Coding region: 93-692 (199 amino acids)
Biological process (GO): apoptotic process; apoptotic signaling pathway; positive regulation of apoptotic process
Cellular component (GO): Ino80 complex
Molecular function (GO): DNA binding
Source: RefSeq, a predicted model, not a curated record